ACUGGCAUUCCUGCAUUAAAUGAGGAGUACCAUGUAUGAAUGUUAUCCCUAGACAACUGCUGGAGGGUUUACCAGAGCAGCAGGCAGUGGAGACCCACAGAGCUGGGCCAGCAGGACACGUGGCUCUGCUGCUAAUAUGAGUAAAACUGGUCCACAUUGGAGCUAAAACCCAAACGCUGUGCUACAUAUAGCUCUGUAGUCUCGUCCUCCACUCCUGCUAGCACAUCCUGUCAUGCUAUUGCUAAUGCUAUGGAAACCACAGCCCAAAGCCAGCCAAAGCCUUCCUCCUCUGAAAACGCCCUGACAAAACCACAAAGUCCCUCUGCCUCACACUAAGAUACAACCUGUUAAAGAAACAACACCUUUCCUCUUCUGAAAACGCAACUACACAAGCAGUCCACAUCAUCUCCGCCACCACCUCAGCUCAUCUGACCCUUCCAACAAUCGUGGAGAAGCUUGGUACGUACGGAUCUAGACUGGCGUUAUAAGGCAGCAGGUUUGUAGAGUUUAACUGUGUUUCUGAAUUUUCUGCCUAAUUUCUUCUAUUUUAUCACUAAAGGAAUUCAUAAAAUCAUUUGCUAUAGGCUGAUGGCAUCUGGGGUUCAGUAACUGUUUGGUUCUUAGUUAUUUUAGAAAUUGUGCUAAGUAAUAAUUUAGGAUUAUUCUUAUUGUUUUCUCUGAGGAUUAGAGACGGGCUGAGCGUGCUGUAGCAAGUGCCCUUCUCUAGUUUAUAAGGCUAUAAUCCCUCCAGGCGCACUGGAACACUUCUAGUUCAGAAGGCACCAUUUUCGCUUUAGUUGUCUGACAGACUGUUUCAAAGCUCGAGUGUGGGCAUUAUACCAUUCGGCACCUUAUUCUGCCUUAUUAUUUUACUUUUUAAUGAUUGGUGCAGACAAGCAUCAUCCUCGAAUAUCUACGGUUAGCUAGCAGGGUCCCUCUAAUGUCCAGCACCCUGGCUCCCGAUAUACAGUUAACAGCUACUGGCGGCCCUAAGGCAGAAGCUGCUUUCCUGUGCCAUAAAAUAGGACCACCUAAUGACGAGGGCUCUUUAAACAAGCGUCUCAGAGGGUCUCACUGCGUGAGGCAAACCUGUUGGACACGUGAAUGGGAGAUGAGUGGUGAUGCCGUGGCGUAACUUUAGAUUUGUGGCUCUGCUGCCGAGACGCCACCUAAUUGCCGUGCUGCCAGGCCUCUGCUGCCAGAGUUGAGGGCAUGCCAGCUCUACCUGAGACACCUGGAGCUUCUAACAGCGAGUCUGAGACCUGCGGACCAGCCCUGCUCUUUUCUAACAUCCGGACGCACCUCUAACUGCAUAAUCCUCUCUGUUAAACAUGAAACUAACUUACGCUUCUCACAAACAAAGCUAGAAACACUGCUGUUACUAGUGAUGGAGAAGCAUAGCUGAACACGGUGCACUCAGAGCAAAGCAACAGCUCGUCUGCCACACUGACACUCGUGCCGUUUUGUGGGCUAAAUUGAGUCCUGUCCAGGGGUCUCGUGAAUCUGAUGAGAGAAGAAGUGACUUUCGAAGGUCGUUGGUAAUUAAUUGCAGGCAAUAUGCGCAAAAGACUUCUUUCCCCUUUAUUGCUUCAUCACUCUUCUGUUGACUGGCCAUCAAUCAAACCUUUGCAAGUGUGAACUUGGCAGAUGUGACUACUUGUUAAGUAGGUUUGCUCUACGGCUGUACGAGUGAAUUCUGCCCUGCGUUCAGGUCUGAUUACAUUUACACAGAACACACUAGCACACAAACUGCAACGUCAAUGGCAUUAUUUCCUCUUUAGUGAGCCACACUGAUGUUUUAAGUUAAAUUAAAUAAAAAAUCAACAAUAAUAAUAAUAAUAAUAAUAAUAAUGAUAAUACAAGUUAUAAAGUUACAUUGAAAAUUUCCACAUUCAAAUUAAAACUUUUCACAUCCUGCAGUCUUCUACAUUCUCGAAGACUAGAAGUGCACUGUAUCAGAUGCCCUAUUUCCAAAUUACUGAGAAAGGGUGAGGUACAUGCUUCACAUAUUUCUCAAAUCAGGUGGGCCAUUUAAAGUAUAAUGUUACACAUCCCUCCAGCUAGAAUCCUCUGAGACGUCACCUGAUCUCCCCUCGUUCUCCAAUCAGCACUCCUGAAGUACUGCUUCUCUUGUAGAACUACUGCAGUCAUCAAGUCCUCGUUCAGGGCAAACUUCUCCAGUGUGCAUUUGUGUGGUUGCCGUUUUCGUGUUUGGACUGGUUUUCUGGAUUUCUCGUUUUCCCCUUUUGUCUUUGCCCUCCUAACCCCACCUGGUUACGGUUGCCAUUCUGUACCUUUUUGCUGAUUGGAUCUGGACCACGCCUGUUUACUGACCACUUGGAUAGCCUCAUCCUUUGGUCUUUACCUGGCCCUUUCUUUCGGUGUCAUUACAUAUAAAAACGCAACAGUGAGAAAACAGCACUGAACAUCUGUAAGAAGCGCAGUCCUCACAGCUCUACAGGAAAACACAGAAACCCCCCUGACUUUAAACACAAUGGCUAACAGCAAAGAGGCUAUGCCAGUCACCUCUGUAUGGAGCUCAGGGUUCGUUGAGGAGCUCCUCCCAUCGUCUCAGCAGGUCUCCCUGCUGUACCACAUCUCCUACCUGUGUCUGGCGAAAUUCCCCAAAUUGGAGAUGCUGCUCCAGAUGCGAGCCCUGGAGAUCCAACUUCUCUUCGGAUCCUCUGAAGCUGUUCUGCUGAAGUGUGUGGGCACCAGUCAGUUGGUUUCGUCACUGUUUGCAAUGCUGAUUCGCACUGUUGAGAAAAAUAACCCAGUACUGGCUAUAAAGUACCUGGAGAAAGCAAGAACGUGGAUCACUGAAAUUAUCCGUGAUGUGGAAAAGAUGGUGGACAGGUACGACACACACAAGAAAGAUGUGGCUACGACUACCCGUGACGUCAUCACCGAAAACAGUACCAUCCCUGAACCAACCCACCUUGGAGAAGUCCAGUAUUUUCUGAGUAAAAUCCAGAAGAUUCUUGUUCAGCUUCAGGGCUUUUGGGAAAACGUCUACAUGUUGCUGGGCAACAUCAAAGACAAGACCUUUGUUGAUGAAGAUCUCAUUGAAGAACCCGAGUUUAAGGACCUAUUUGUGAUGUCUAUCCAGGCAGCCUCAAAGGUUUGGGAAGGGUUUGGUCUCUCCUGUGGGAAAGCUGUUCAGAUAUUCAGAGUGCAGUCCAAGGACGCCUACAGUUUCCUGGAGAUCGACCCGUCCUCCCUUUCCAAAGACGUGUGGCAGAAGGAAUACGACAGCGUGAAAGAGAAGCUGCAGGAGCUGAAGAUCACUGUUGACCCGCCAUCAACACCAGCCAUCCAAAACUGAUGAUGUCACUUCUUUGGUGCAUUUAUUUCUGAGGCUAUCAGAUGAGCUCGUCAGUUGGGAUUAGUAGUCGGCUCACUGUAAAACUUGCUAUAUAAAAGCACAAAGGAAUCUAAUCACUGCUUUGACUCACUUCUAUAUGCAUCUUCUGAGCAUGCUCAGCUUUUAUUGUUUGGGCGGCUUGAUUCUGCAUUUCUUUCACCCCAUUAACCUCAACUGUGUUAAAUCUUGAGUGUUAAUCUGUUCUAAUGAGGACCCACUGAGAGAGACUGUGUCCCGUCGACACUCUCCAGUGUUUAUUAUCGAUAUAUUGAUUCUCUGUGGUUAAAUAUGUAUCCAUUGAUUAGCUAUAUGAUCUAAUGGCAUAACCAUCUAUAAUCUGAUGUGACUUUUAAACUUAGAUGUGCUGGGACCAAGUAUGCAGCCCAGUGUUAAACGGGACAAAACCACCACCUGGUAUUUAACAUGCCAAGAAUGGUUUUUAACCCCUUCCCAAAGAACAGCCUGGGAGCUUUGUGUUAAAUCACGAUCAAUGGUUGUGCUAAAAGAACGGCGCAUGCUCUCUUUGACCAAUGUCCAGAUAUGUCCAGAUCAGUUCAUGCAAAUGGAAACAAGCGAACCACGCCCGAGUCUCUCUGACUUAUGUCUUGUUUCUUUGUUUUACUCUUUACUUUCCUUUCCCUUCUACUGCAGUUCCUUUUGAACAUUUAAUCAAUUAUUUUUGCAUGAUUGGUCCUUUUUCUCUACAGCAUCAAAAUAACCUGUUUUUGUCUGAAUUCUCUGAAUAAAUCUGGCAAAGACA
This is a messenger RNA of Pygocentrus nattereri (red-bellied piranha), 4124 nucleotides long. RefSeq lists its product as uncharacterized. The record is from RefSeq and is a predicted model, not a curated record. Bases 2495 to 3325 code for a protein of 276 amino acids. NCBI's taxonomy places the organism in Eukaryota, Metazoa, Chordata, Actinopteri, Characiformes, Serrasalmidae. The transcript has 8 exons.